Molecule: messenger RNA, 1335 nt
Organism: Sceloporus undulatus (fence lizard)
Lineage: Eukaryota; Metazoa; Chordata; Lepidosauria; Squamata; Phrynosomatidae
Product: germ cell-specific gene 1-like protein
Exons: 5
Coding region: 139-1110 (323 amino acids)
Cellular component (GO): plasma membrane
Source: RefSeq, a predicted model, not a curated record
CUGUAUAGUUAAACUUGGAAAUACCAGAAUUAUUCCAUAGAACAUGAUUUUCUGGAAAUUAAGGUGAGCUGAAACAUUCAGGCUUGGCUUCAAGCAACAAAACCAUCAAAUCCUUCCUUCUCUUGGGAAUCUAGGACCAUGAUUAAGUUAAGUCGAAGGUCUCGCUCAAUGCUGUCCUUGGGUCUUAAUUCUCUUGCCCUCUGCUUUUCUGUGUCGGCUUUCUGCACCAGUUAUUGGUGCGAAGGGACCCACAAGGUAGUAAAACCUCCCUGCCUCUCGGCUGUCAAGAAAGGGAACUGUGUGCCUGUCAACAGCAAUGAGACAAUGGAUGGGAAUGUCACUAUGGAUCCACAUGUGGUCCAGUACAUCUGGGAGACGGGCGAAGAUAAGUACGCUUUCCGCUAUUUCCACACAGGCUUCUGGCUUUCAUGUGAGGAACAUCAUGGAGAGGAGAAGUGUCGGAGUUUCAUCGAGCUGCCCCCAGAGUCAGAAAAAGGGGUAUUAUGGCUUUCUGUUGCCUCCGAAUUUCUUUAUAUCAUCUUGUUGAGUGUGGGGUUCUUGCUGAUGUGCUUGGAUGCUGUCUACUAUGCCAACUUCAUUGAUGGACUCAAGAUCAACGCUUUUGCUGCUGUGAUCACCGUUCUCUCAGGACUCCUGGGCAUGGUAGCCCACAUGAUGUACAUGACAGUCUUUCAAGUGGCAGUGAACCUGGGACCAAAAGACUGGAGACCUCAGACAUGGUAUUAUGGAUGGUCCUUUGGCAUGGCCUGGCUGUCUUUUACCCUCUGCAUGUCAGCCUCUGUGCUGACACUCAACACCUACACCAAGACCAUCCUGGAGUUCAAGUAUCGUAGGCGGAUUUUCGAGAAGCACACAGCAUCCAUGGGGAGCCUCCGAGGCUCUGACCCACCUGCUCUGGCCCCUGAUCUAGAGCGUUUCCUGUGGGAUAAAUACAUCUUCAGUGUUAGUGACUCUCUAGACUUCUCCCCCAGCCCCCCAGGCCCCAUGGCCCCCUGUGUGGGACGCAAGGCCUAUGCAGGGGGUUAUGCUGGGCUUGCUGGAGGUUAUAGUGGGGAUGCUGGUGAUGAGGAUGACGGGGAACCAUGCUGAAGGAAAGACCUUUGGGGUGAAAAGUUGCCCUCUUCCUUCAUGUCUCUGUUCUUCUGACUUUUCCAUUCACCUUUCCCACACCCAUCUGACCAUUACCCUCCCACUUUGACUCUGGUGUGACACUUGGUGGCUAUUUCACAAUGUACAGAAGCAUUGGAGCCUUGUUUGCAUUACAAACAAGCCGGGCAAGUAAACAGAGAGAAGUGUGAAGUCGAAGGCUUUCAU